Molecule: messenger RNA, 333 nt
Organism: Chondrus crispus (carragheen)
Lineage: Eukaryota; Rhodophyta; Florideophyceae; Gigartinales; Gigartinaceae
Exons: 1
Coding region: 1-333 (110 amino acids)
Source: RefSeq, a predicted model, not a curated record
AUGAGAUCCAAAUUUCGUUACAGGUCAAGAACCUUUGAAACGUGUCUCAUCUUGCACUUGGAGCCGGACUUACCGAAAAAUGGAAUGGCUGGCUCCGUCCCUCAAAAAUCCAAAGUUCUGUGUACACUGCCGGCAUCAGUGUUCCAAACCGCUCGAACUUCAACCUCACAUCCGUCAUCUUAUUCACAUCAACAUUGCUGCAAUUCUUUUAUCAUCGCCGGAAAAAGCUCCAGAGACCAUCACAGCUCCCACCGGAACGCCAGCGACUGCCAACACAGCUCCGAGACGCUCCAAUUCAAUAUUGAACGUUUCGGUGCCCGCCCCUCUGGCUGA